AAUAAAAAGAAUCAACUUGGAAAAAUGCCAGACCAGUAUGGAUGAAUUGCUUAAAGAAAUCCAAGCCAUGAGUCAAUGCAACCAUCCCAAUGUAGUUACGUAUUAUACAUCUUUUGUGGUCAAGGAUGAGCUUUGGUUGGUUAUGAAACUACUAAGUGGAGGCUCAAUGCUGGAUAUAAUAAAAUAUGUAGUGAGCAGAGGAGAGCACAAGAGUGGUGUGCUUGAGGAAUCAAUAAUAGCCACAAUUCUGAAAGAAGUUUUGGAAGGCUUAGACUAUCUACACAGAAACGGACAAAUCCACAGGGAUUUAAAAGCUGGUAAUAUUCUUCUGGGUGAGGAUGGCUCUGUACAGAUAGCAGACUUUGGAGUUAGUGCAUUUUUAGCCACAGGAGGUGAUGUAACCCGUAACAAAGUAAGAAAGACGUUUGUUGGCACUCCGUGUUGGAUGGCUCCUGAAGUCAUGGAACAGGUGAGAGGCUAUGACUUCAAGGCUGACAUCUGGAGCUUUGGAAUAACAGCCAUUGAAUUAGCCACAGGAGCAGCGCCUUACCACAAAUACCCUCCAAUGAAAGUAUUAAUGUUGACCUUGCAGAACGAUCCUCCGACAGUGGAAACAGGAGUAGAAGACAAAGAAAUGACCAAGAAAUAUGGCAAGUCCUUUAGAAAACUAAUUUCGUUGUGUCUUCAAAAAGACCCUUCUAAAAGGCCUACCGCAGCAGAACUUUUAAAAUGUAAAUUCUUCCAAAAAGCAAAGACCAGAGAAUACUUGAUUGAAAAACUACUUACAAAAACACCUGAUAUAGGACAGAGGGCAAAAAAGGUUAGAAGAGUACCGGGUUCUAGUGGCCAUCUCCACAAGACAGAAGAUGGGGACUGGGAAUGGAGUGAUGAUGAAAUGGAUGAGAAGAGCGAAGAAGGCAAGGCUGCUUUUUCCCAGGAGAAGUCACGAAGAGUAAAAGAAGAAGAUGCAGAGAUUUCCAUGUAUUCCAGCAAUAUCCCUGACCAAAUACAGAACCUGUCAAUAAAAGGUUCUCAGGCACGAUCUGCUAUUACAAAUGAAUAUAGCUCUGUUCCAUGUGCUGUGAAUCUUGUUUUACGACUAAGGAAUUCCAGAAAGGAACUUAAUGACAUACGAUUUGAGUUUACUCCAGGCAGAGAUACGGCAGAUGGUGUAUCUCAAGAGCUGUUCUCUGCAGGCUUGGUUGAUGGCCAUGAUGUAGUUAUAGAUGCUGAGAAGUAAGCUAGAACCUUCAGCAGGCAAAGCAAUUGAGUCAGAUGGGUCCCUCACACACACACACACUUAAGCUUUAUUGUUGUCCUGAAAAGUGAAAGUCUUGUG
Protobothrops mucrosquamatus (brown spotted pit viper) is the source of this 1339-nucleotide messenger RNA. It is a transcript of the gene STK39, whose product is annotated as serine/threonine kinase 39. Bases 38 to 1240 code for a protein of 400 amino acids. Gene Ontology annotation, biological process: protein phosphorylation. Gene Ontology annotation, molecular function: protein serine/threonine kinase activity; ATP binding. Lineage: Eukaryota; Metazoa; Chordata; Lepidosauria; Squamata; Viperidae. The record is from RefSeq and is a predicted model, not a curated record. The transcript is spliced from 16 exons.